Messenger RNA from Hyla sarda, 6638 nucleotides. It is a transcript of the gene PRRC2A, whose product is annotated as proline rich coiled-coil 2A. Lineage: Eukaryota; Metazoa; Chordata; Amphibia; Anura; Hylidae. Bases 222 to 6377 code for a protein of 2051 amino acids. Gene Ontology annotation, biological process: cell differentiation. The record is from RefSeq and is a predicted model, not a curated record. The transcript has 32 exons.
GAAUGCUGUGACGUUGUGCCCAACGGUCUGCGGGCUCCUUCCGCCAUCUUGUCAUUACUCCCCCUCCCCCAUCGAGCUACAAGGCAAACAGGGGGGGAAAAAAAAGACAAUCCGCCGCCAUCCUCCUCCCGGCAGCCUCUCCCCAUCCCGAACACCCGCUCAUCGGAACCCCCUCACCCGGCGCGUCGAGCCCAGAUCGUACUCAAUGAGCUUCCCCCGCAAUGUCAGAGCGGCCGGGGCAGACUGCAAAAGGGAAGGAUGGCAAGAAGUACUCGUCCCUCAACCUGUUUGAUACAUACAAGGGCAAGUCCUUAGAGGUGCAAAAACCAGCUGUCACAACCCGCCAUGGCCUGCAAAGUCUCGGUAAAGUUGCUAUUGCCAGGCGUAUGCCCCCCCCAGCCAACCUUCCAAGCCUGAAAGCAGAAAACAAAGGGAAUGACCCAAACGUCUCACUAGUUCCCAAAGACGGAUCAGGAUGGGCAAGCAAGCAGGAUACACCCGAGCCAAAGAGUACCGAUGUCUCUCCAGCAGCGCAGCCGGAGUCGCAGCCACAGCCGGCUUCACAGACGCCUGCAUCAAUCCAGCCGAAGCGUCCCCCAGUUCCACAAGAGCCCCCCCAACCAGCCGCCGCCGUGGUAAAGACCUGGGCACAGGCCAGUACCACACAUGGAGCACAAGGAGAUGGUGGAAAGGCAUCAAGCCGACUGUCGCCAUUCUCUCGAGAGGAAUUUCCAACCCUGCAGGCGGCUGGGGACCAGGACAAAAGUGGGCACGACCAGAGCACCUCCGCUGUGUCGUAUGGGCCCGGACCAAGCCUCCGCCCCCAGAAUGUAACCAGCUGGAGGGACGGGGGUGGGAGGGGGGGGCUUGGUCCAGGCUCACUGGAUGGUGAGAGCCGCGAGCCUCCCUCUGAUGCGGCACACACCCCCAGCAGUGAGCCAGCCCUCCGGCCGGGGCUGCCUCCCCCUGCUCCCCAACAGUUCCCUCCAUAUCGGGGGAUGCUUACACCAUUUAUGUAUCCCCCGUACUUGCCCUUCCCUCCUCCGUAUGGGCCACAAGGAGCCUUUCGUUUUCAUGGCCCUGAAGCUCCCAGGUUCCCACGUCUGGCUCCUCCACGUACCUCGCAGAGUGCUCCUAGGAUGCCUGAACCUGUGAGUCGCCCAUCUAUCUUGAAGCAAGAUGAUCUGAAAGAAUUUGAUGAACUAGAUCAAGAAGCAGAUGAUGGAUGGGCAGGAGCACAUGAAGAGGUCGAUUACACUGAAAAACUACAGUUCAGUGAUGAUGAGGAUGGGAAGGACACAGACAGCGAAGAAAAAAGGGAGAAUCAGUCUCCCAGCACAGAAAAGACAGCUGCUCCUCAGGAUGCUGUGGAGACCACAGAUUCAAGGAAGGUCUCCCCUACUGAAGAGAAACCUCCUCAAGUCAAGGCAGCAUGGUCAGAGGCGCCCCGGGCUACAGAACCUCUGCAGGCACCUGCUGCCGGUACUGCAACUGCUCAGAGGGCACCGACUGCACAUCGGGGACCUACCCCGGAAAAUAAGGAAAAGCCAGCGGCACCUUUAGCUGCACCCAUGGAAGAUGAGGACGAGGCAUGGCGUCAGCGUAGAAAACAGUCGUCCUCUGAAAUCUCUCAAGCGGUGGAGCGUGCAAGGAGAAGAAGAGAAGAGGAGGAACGCAGGAUGGAAGAGGAGAGGAGAGCUGCUUGUGCAGAGAAGCUCAAACGCCUGGAUAUGAAGCGACGAACAGCCCCAGAAGAGGCAGAACAACCUGUGGCCAGUACAAGGAGUGGGGCCAGCGAGGGGACAGAGACUCCAGAACAUUCUCCUGUGGUGGAACCAGCUCCACCUGUAGAAGCUCCUCCAGAGCCCACUGUAACUCCACCUCAAACUCCUCCUGAAGUUCCUCAGGUUAAAGGAGAACAGAGCCCCCCACCCAGACAAGAGCCUAAACAAGAGCCAGCGCCAGCUGUGGGCCGGCCACAGACUACAGGGCCCCCCCAGGGAGGAUACAGCAAGUUUCAGAAAAGUCUGCCUCCCCGUUUCCAGCGUCAGCAGCAGGAGCAGCUAAUGAAGCAGUGGCAGCAGAAUAGGGAACCCACUCCUCCUUCCCCGGGUGGACCACCUUCCUCACAGGCUCUCGCAGCACCUUCAGCUCAGCCAUCUCAGAAAGCCCUCUAUGGUGGAGGAUCCAUGGGAAGGACAACACCUGUGCCUACCCCUCAACCACCACCUGCCCCUCUGCCACCACCUCAUGUUAAUUAUGAUCCUCGCUGGGUGAUGGUGCCACCGUUCAUUGAUCCACGCAUCAUGCAGGGGAGGCCCAUGGAUUAUUACCCCCCAGCUGCAGGCGUGCACCCUACAGGACUGAUGUCCCGGGAGCGAUCAGAUAGUGGGGGUUCAGGGUCUGAUGGAUAUGAGCGCCAUGCACCACUGAUCAGAGAACGAGGAACUCCUCCAGCAGACUCCAAACUAAUCUGGGGUGGAGAGAUGUACAACCCUCCAGAUGCACGUCCGAUGGCAUCUCCUCUGAGGCAGAAUACAGAAGAGGAGGAAAGGGAUCUGAGAAGUGAAACUCCACCUGUUCGUCCUCUUGCUCCCCAGCAGUCUCAGCCUGCACCUUACUUGGGCAAUUUUACUACUUAUCAAGAAAAUGUUGUUGGGCACCGGUAUCCGGUAGAUGAGCAGCGAUCAUGGCACCAGCAACGGAACCACCAGGCUGCCCAGCAGCCACACCCUGCUCCUUCCAUCGAGCAGAGACGUUCAGAUCCUUCUCCUGCUCAGCCUACUCCGGCGUCUGCUCCUUCCACACAGCCCCGUCGAGCAGAUGAUGAACCAGUUAUACUCCGCAGAGAAGCAGCUGUUGCUCCUCCAGCUCCCGCAUCCCUGCCAGAUGCCUCUUCAAAAGUGGAAGUCGGUAGUGGACGACACAAGGAGGACAGGAAAGAAAUGACCAAAGAGGAGACAAAACCUGAAAGACAAAGUGGCGGCAGGAAUGAGUAUCACAGACCACCUCGUCGUGAAUCCAAGACUGAAACACGCUGGGGGCCCAGGCCUGGAGGUGGGGGCCGGAGACAGGAGGAAAAUAAUACAGUUACAGGCGGAGCGCCAUCUCAGACAUCUGGUCACAAACGUGCAGGUCCUAUCAAGAGGAGUGUUAGAAAAGAGGAGUCUGCUGCCAGAGAUCACCAGGACGGUAAGACGAGUCAGACACCGGUAACAGCAACAGAGGCUCUAAAGCCCAGACAGACCAAUCAUUCUAAUAGAGAGGGAGAACAAUCCACCGGGUCUCCUUCACGUAGAAGGAAGGAACCUGUAAGCAUUGUCAAUGCUCGAGGCUCCCCUGCACUUGUCUCAUCAUCUCGUGGACGUGGCAGAGGGGAAUAUUUCGCAAGGGGACGAGGUUUUCGCGGGGCAUACAGUGGCCGUGGACGUGGUGGCAGAGGCCGGAGUCGUGAGUUUCGUGGUGGCUACAGGAGAGAAAGCCCCUUCUAUAGAGAGGAGGCUGAUACGAUGGGUAAGCCGUUCCCAAAUGCUGUUGAACGGGAACGUAAUGCCAGUGAAACAAGAAGUGAAGGUUCAGAGUAUGAAGAAGUUCCCAAAAGAAGACGGCAGCGUGGUUCUGAAACUGGAAGCGAAACGGAGCCGGUCAACUCUGAAAAAGAGGCAGCAAAGAAUGGACUUUCCCUGCAGCAGCAUCACCACAACCACCACCACCACACUGAAUCUUCUACCGUUAAUCCUCGACACCAAGAAAAGGGUCGGGACUCUGGUAGAGGGGGUCGUAUUUUCACUCCUAGGGGAGUUCCCUCUAGAAGGGGAAGAGGAGGAUCCUCUAGUGUACCGGUGUCCUGGAAUCCACUCCCCAGGCAGCAGCCACUUGUAUCGCACCCUCCUGCACAGCCACCAAUUCAGCCUAACAAGUCUGAGAGGAAAAAUGAGAAGUUGAUGGUGCCAAUGAGUCCCCCAAUGCUCAAUGAUGAAAGGGUUCCUCCUCCACCCAGGAGAAGACGGCACGGGCGAUCGCAGCAGCAGGACAAACCUCCACGCUUCCGGAGGCUGAAGCAGGAGAGGGAGAAUGCUGCCCGAGCUGGAAAUGGGGCUGGCAUGCUGCCACCCCAGCAGCCCAUACCCACAAUCCAGGAACAGCACCAGCGUCCAGCACAGCCUGAGGAGGAGCGCAUCAUACCCAGACGGGGACCCAAGUCACCAGAGCCAUGCAAUGCCAACUCUGACCAGGCGAAUGAGGAGUGGGAGACUGCAUCUGAAAGCAGCGACUUCACAGAGAAAAAAGAAAAGGGCGGCAUUCCUGUCCAAAAUGGAGGAUUAGUUGUUGGCCCCCCUGCUUCUACCGUAGGAAGAGACCAAAGAAAAGAUCUGUCAAAGAGAAGCUUCUCCAGCCAAAGACCGGUCAUGGAGAGACAAAACCGUCGACCCAUGCAUCCUGGUGGACAGAGAUCUGGACGGGGUGGAGGAGGCGGCAGGUCUGGAGAGAAAAGAAGCUGGCCCUCUCCACGAAACAGAGGUGGCCGGAUGAACGAUGAUCGUCCUCCUCCACCUGUACAUCUGUCUCAUCCACCUCCUAACACAAGCGCGGUCUAUCGGGUGGACCGGGUGAUUCACAGUGAUCCUGCAGGUAUACAACAGGCGCUCAGUGAACUAGGGCAACGACACGGCAAAGCCAUAGCUGUCAAACAGAACGUGGAACUUCCAAGUGGCCGCGCUCAGUCAAGAACAGAUUCUCUCCUCGCCGAGCGCGCUGAAUCAGUUAGCAACAAUUUUGCAGUUCCCGCACCAAAACGAAAUAUGCGGCCUCGACGAGCACGAGAGGAUGUACCUCAUGAAGGGAUGUCCAUGUCUGCCAAGGUGUGGACACAGCGCAUCACUGGAGGCCAUCAGUUAGCCUCACUUGGUUCAGGGGUCUGGAACAGAGAGCAGAGCAAAGAUAGAGGUAAGCUCCGCUCCUCUUACCCAAUGGAUUCCUGGAUGGACCCUCUGCAUUCUUACGAGGACACCAUUCAUACUGAGAUGAGUCAGUCGGACAGCGGAGUGGAUCUAAGCAGUGAUUCCCAGCUCUCCUCCAGCAGCUGUAGUCAGCGUAGCUCCCCUGAUGGAGGAAUGAAGCCUGAAGGAGGCAAGAGAUCAGGAAGGUCUGGGACUACAGGUCAACCACAGCAUGGACGAAUUCCGUUGGUAGGACAUCCCCCUGAUCCAAUUGGAAUGGAGCGGGCCCAGAAGUCCUCCUCCGAAUGUCCUGGUGUGACCAGCACCACCUCCUGCCUCUCUUCGCCUCCUCCAUCCCCUAGUUCUAAGGGGCCGUGUGUUUCCUCUGAUGGCACCAAGCAGGGCAGAGACGCACAAGGCACAGCAAGCCAGCCUCCCUGCGUGACAGGCUCCUCAACACAGUCCUGGGAUCUCCCUCCCAGCUUGGCUACGGUUGAACCCCACAUGGACCCUCGACAGCUCAACUUGUCACCUGCCCACCCAGAGGGAACCAGAUCGCAACUGCCAGAUGACCGAAGUCAGAGAGUGUAUCCAAACCAAUACUACCAGGUGGAUGUCCAUGUCACAAGCACGGGCAGUGGGUACAGACCUGGGACCCCUUCUCUGCAGCCCUACAGAUCCCAGCCUCUGUACCUGCAUGCUGCUCCGUCUCCAGGUUCAGCUCCUGCUCUGCUGCCGACAUCCGCUCUUCUCUCUGGCAUCGCCCUUAAAGGCCAGUACUUGGAGUUCAACGACUUGAGCAAAAUGCCUGCAGGCAGCUUACUGUACCAGGCACCCACGUUCCUCUACAGCGGCCAUUACUGCCCAGCACAAGUCAGUACUGACCAACAACAGCAGAUGUUGCAGGUCAGGCAGGAUAUGGCGUCUGCAUCCGAUUACUACUCUACUACUCUUCAUCAUGCUGGACAGAGCGGAUACCUCACAACCGCUCCCACCCAGCAGGUUCUUCUUUCAAUGGUGGACACCCAGCUCCCAAUAAUGGGAUUUGGAUCCCUGUCAUCUGCAGCUCCGCAGCCCUCACUCGUCCCAGUAGGUCAAACACUGCAGCCGCUUCACCAGCUCUCUGCCGCGGGCCGAGCACUUUCGCACAAUGUCCGAAAUGAGUGUCCUGCACUUUCGGCUGACAUGAAGCAGCAUGAAGAUCAGAGAAGUGUAGCGGAAGCGUCUAUGCCAGUAUCAGGAGGAAGGGCAAAACCUCCACAUUCAAGUUACGGAGCUGCCAGAGCUCAGCGCUUUGAGGUUUAUCAGCAGGGGGUCGUUCCUGACACUUCACGCUGGACUCCGAGAUCCUGGGACAGACCACAGACUCGAGAUGGCAAUUCCCAGAAUACAAGAGAUUCCCGCAGUGAGGGGAGCACAGCGUCUCGCAACCCCUGACCGCCCCCUUUCUAUUUAUGAAUUCACUGCCCACUAUAUGAAAUUACAGUGUACUUCCCCAUCCCUAUCUGAUGAGGGGGCAAGCGAGCAGCUAACAGACGUUGGCUAAAUAAGGAUUCCUAUAUUCGAUUAUUCCCCAUCUAUGUUACAAAGAAAAAAUUAUGUCCCUCAUUUAUUGUUUUCUUUCACCCCAAAAACCUCAAGCAACUUAUUAUUAUUUUAUUUUGCCCCUUUUUUCUGAAAAAUAAAGAGUAUUUUCUC